Sphenostylis stenocarpa is the source of this 1311-nucleotide messenger RNA. The record is from the annotation of a GenBank genome assembly. NCBI's taxonomy places the organism in Eukaryota, Viridiplantae, Streptophyta, Magnoliopsida, Fabales, Fabaceae.
AUGAAGUCGUAUAGGUUGUCAGAACUGGGCGGUGCUGAGCUUCGCAGUCUCGUGGCUCGCCCUCGUAUCGAUUUCUCUUCUGCCUUCGCUCUGGUCAACCCCAUUGUUGACCAUGUUCGACAGAGAGGCGAUGCUGCUGUCAAAGAAUAUACUUUGAGAUUCGACAAAGUUCAAUUGGAUAACAUUGUUCAACUUGUCUCCGACCUUCCAGAUCCACUGCUUGAUGCACAUGUUAAGGAAGCUUUCGAUAUCGCUUACGGCAAUAUAUACGCCUUUCAUGCUGCUCAGAGAACACCUGAAACUAAUGUUGAGAAUAUCAAAGGAGUCCAAUGCAAGCGAAUUUCAAGAAGUAUUAAUUCUGUGGGUCUUUAUGUUCCAGGGGGAACUGCUGUACUACCUUCAACAGCCCUGAUGCUUUCAGUUCCUGCACAGAUUGCUGGAUGUAAAACUGUUGUUCUUGCUACUCCUCCAGCUCAGGAUGGGACUAUAUGCAAGGAGAUAGUGUAUUGUGCAAAGAAGGCAGGGGUUACUCACAUCCUCAAAGCUGGAGGUGCUCAGGCCAUAUCUUCCAUGGCUUGGGGAACAGAAACCUGUCCCAAGGUUGAGAAGAUUUUUGGCCCAGGAAACCAAUAUGUCACAGCUGCAAAAAUGAUUCUGCAAAACAGUGAAGCCAUGGUUUCAAUAGACAUGCCAGCUGGUCCAUCUGAAGUUUUAGUUAUUGCUGACAAGCAUGCGAUUCCUCGUCAUGUAGCUGCUGAUUUGCUUUCUCAGGCUGAGCAUGGCCCUGAUAGUCAGGUUGUGCUCGUGAUUGCUGGUGAAGGCGUGGAUCUGAAUGCUAUAGAGGAGGAGCUCAGCAAGCAGUGCCAGAGUCUCCCAAGAGGAGAGUUCGCUGCUAAAGCCCUGAGCAACAGUUUUAUUGUUCAUGCACAUGAUAUGCUUCAGUCAAUCAAUUUCUCAAACUUAUAUGCACCUGAGCAUCUAAUUGUCAAUGUGAAGAAUGCAGAGAAGUGGGAGAGUUUUAUUGAGAAUGCAGGCUCUGUAUUUUUAGGGCCGUGGACACCCGAGAGCGUUGGUGAUUAUGCAAGUGGGACAAAUCAUGUUCUUCCCACUUAUGGUUAUGCAAGGAUGUAUGGUGGUGUUUCAUUAGAUUCUUUCUUGAAGUACAUAACAGUGCAAUCUCUCACAGAAGAGGGCCUGAGAAAACUUGGGCCAUAUGUAGCAACCAUGGCAGAAGUUGAAGGUCUUGAUGCCCACAAGCUAGCAGUUACCCUAAGACUUGAGGACAUAGAAGGCAGGCAGGUUUCAACAUGA